Molecule: messenger RNA, 1490 nt
Organism: Fusarium odoratissimum NRRL 54006
Lineage: Eukaryota; Fungi; Ascomycota; Sordariomycetes; Hypocreales; Nectriaceae
Exons: 2
Coding region: 444-1319 (291 amino acids)
Source: RefSeq, a predicted model, not a curated record
AUACGAUGUUGGUUUAAACUCUGUGAACCGAUGUGUUGGUGGCGGUUGAGUUCGACCCUGAAUCAAGCUUACUCACUUUGUGCGACGGCCCGGCAGGUGACAUCAUGCGUGAAACAGCAAAGGACUUCUCAUCCUGAAAUGUCUGCAAGCUAUUUUCUUGAGUCGCGAGCUAGAAAUUAUCCGGUGAGUUCUUCUCAAAUAUUUUCAGUGUACUAAGGCUAUCACUGGAUUAUCUGCUCUCGAGCGAACUAUUCAUCGCUCGACACAGCUUCCUCUCCUGCUCCAUAUAAUCAUAUUACGAGUGCCGGAGCAUCAGCUUUUUGGAAUUGAAGAUAUGCUAUCAAUCUCGUGAUGUCGCAGGCAGCAAUGAAACCCAACAAUCCGUUGAGUCGCAUUGACCCACUCUGCUUACUCUCACCGAUUGUCAAGCCUCAGCCAUUUCAAUGAAGUGCGUGCUGAAAACAACAAAAGAAAUGGCACAAGCGACACAAAAUACCAUCACAAAGUUUGAGAUAGUCGGGAACACAGGCAGCUCAUAUCCUUUGAUCAUCUUCUUUCACGGCUCAGGCGACUCCUGCAAGUCUUGGGGGGCUUUAGCAGAACUGCUUCGACCUGCGUACCACCUUCUGCUCUGGGAUAGACAAGAUCCAUAUGUCAGAACCGAUGUAGCUAUUUCCGAACUGUUGGGUUUUCUCGACAGCAGGGACACGCCUAAGCAAUAUGUGCUGAUCGCGCAUUCAUACGGCGGCACCUUCGCAAGGCUCUUCCUCGAAGCGAGACCGCACCAAGUCGCAGGAAUAGUCCUCGCCGAGACGGGUGCAGAGCCAACGAUAGACGCCCGACUCGAACAAAGACAAUACGAUAAGAAGAUCUUGGGGAACAAACCACUUGUUGUCAUUCGUGGCAACACUCUGAAAUGGAAACAACUACAGUAUGAUCAAGCUAUCGCUGCAGAGCAGAACCUCGCCAGCCCAACCCUGCUGAUGCAGAAGAAGCUUUUGGACGCGACAGACAAAGAAGAUGAGAGACUGAAGAAAGCACAGUUGCAACUUUCUAGGAAUAAUCGAUAUGUACAUAUCCCGGAUGUCAGUCAUGACGUGAUUAUUGAGAAACCAGAAGCUGUGAGGGAGGCUGUUUGUUGGGUCAUGGAGCAUUUGCAGACUGGUGAAGGAGAGGUUCGGGAGGAAGAGAUACAAGUACAGGCGAGAGGCGAGGACGUAACUGUUGCCAAAAAGAGCUUUAGGGAUAGGUUGAGAGGAGCGAAGAAGAUGUCUCUGAGAGGAAGUCUGUCCAAGCUGUUCAAGAAGUCAGAUAAGUGAGAGAGGCAUUUGAGAUACCACUGUUGUGAGAGUUUGAACGAAGAGUUUGAAUGGAAAUGUAAUAUCCAUAUAGUGUAAGAAGAGGGUUAUAGAAGAAGACCCAAGCGGUAGGAUGUACAAAGAGAAUAGGCUAAAGAGGGCAGUAUUCUUUCCACUUUGUGAAUGAUGAAA